Messenger RNA from Engraulis encrasicolus (European anchovy), 6065 nucleotides. RefSeq names its product netrin 1a (gene ntn1a). Lineage: Eukaryota; Metazoa; Chordata; Actinopteri; Clupeiformes; Engraulidae. Gene Ontology annotation, molecular function: protein binding. Bases 458 to 2272 code for a protein of 604 amino acids. Gene Ontology annotation, biological process: motor neuron axon guidance; animal organ morphogenesis; dendrite development. The record is from RefSeq and is a predicted model, not a curated record. Gene Ontology annotation, cellular component: basement membrane. The transcript has 7 exons.
CACACACACACAGCUGCAUUGCACGCACAGGCACACACAGUCAUGUAACACACACAAACACACUGUAUUGAAUGCACACACACAAAGGAGCACACGCACACACACACACAAGGAAGCGACAGCCAUCUCUCUAACAAUGCCGGCCCUCUGUAUACAGGCAGCUCUUCCCCUUUUGUUUCAAUGAGCAGGCUGCCGGUUGUGUUGGAUCUCCGGUGUUGUUGUGUUGUCGAUAUGAGCUACCCCGUCGACCUGAGCUACCAAGCCAUAACUUUUGGUCUUUUUCGACUUUAUUUGAUAGGGCAGUGUGAGAGGUGGACAGGAAGCGAGCUGGAAGAGGGACGGGGAGGGGUCGGCAAAGGACCCGGGCCAGGAAUUGAACGCGGGUCAGCUGCAUGGCAGGGAACGGCAGUGCGCGCAUUUCAGCGGCGAGGAUAACGGAAGAAGACGGAUUACCACAAUGUUGAGGAUUUUGGAUGCCUGUGUCACUUUGGUGACUUUUUCGUGCUUGGUGCAAGGUGUGUUUGGAGGAUACGGGAUGAGCAUGUUCGCCGCGCAGACGUCCCCACCGGACCCGUGUUACGACGAGAGCGGCAACCCGAGACGAUGCAUCCCCGAUUUCGUGAACUCAGCGUUCGGGAAGGAGGUGAAGGUUUCCAGUGCUUGUGGCAAACCCGCCGGUCGGUACUGCGUGGUGACCGAGAAAGGUGACGAGCGAAACAGGAAUUGCCACAUCUGCGACGCGUCCGAUCCCAAGAAACACCACCCGCCCUCCUAUCUAACGGACUUAAACAACCCUCACAACCUGACUUGCUGGCAGUCUGAAAAUUUCAUCCAGUAUCCCCAAAAUGUUACCCUAACCCUAUCGCUAAGCAAGAAAUUCGAGGUGACCUAUGUCAGUUUGCAGUUCUGCUCGCCGAGACCCGAAUCCAUGGUGAUUUAUAAGUCAAUGGACUACGGCAAAACAUGGGUCCCGUUCCAGUUCUACUCCACGUCCUGUCGGAAAAUGUACAACAAACCGAACAAGGCCACCAUCACUAAGCAGAACGAACAAGAGGCGAUUUGCACCGAUUCCCACACGGACAUGCACCCGCUCUCCGGCGGUCUCAUCGCCUUCAGCACCUUGGACGGACGCCCGUCGGCGCACGACUUUGACAACUCCCCGGUGCUGCAGGACUGGGUAACGGCCACCGACAUCAAAGUGACAUUCAGCCGGCUGCACACUUUUGGGGACGAGAACGAGGAUGAUUCCGAGCUGGCACGGGACUCUUAUUUCUACUCCGUGUCAGAUCUGCAAGUCGGCGGCCGCUGCAAAUGUAACGGGCACGCGUCCCGGUGCGUAAAAGACAGGGAUGGGAAUUUGGUGUGCGAGUGCAAACACAACACCGCAGGUCCGGAAUGCGACAGAUGCAAGCCGUUCCACUAUGACCGUCCAUGGCAAAGAGCGACAGCCAGGGAGGCGAAUGAGUGUGUCGCCUGUAACUGUAACCUGCAUGCGCGCCGCUGCCGCUUCAACAUGGAGCUGUACAAGUUGUCGGGCCGCAAGAGCGGGGGCGUGUGCCUCAACUGCCGCCACAACACGGCGGGCCGCCACUGCCACUACUGCAAGGAGGGCUACUACCGCGACAUGUCCAAGCCCAUCUCACACAGGAAGGCCUGCAAAGCAUGCGAUUGCCAUCCAGUGGGCGCGGCAGGCAAAACCUGUAACCAAACCACAGGCCAGUGUCCCUGUAAAGAUGGCGUCACGGGCGUCACGUGCAACCGUUGCGCUAAAGGCUACCAGCAGAGCCGCUCGCCCAUUGCCCCGUGCAUAAAGAUUCCAGCAGCACCACCAACAACAACUGCGAGCAGUACAGAAGAACCAGCUGAAGACUGUGACUCCUACUGCAAGGCAUCCAAAGGCAAGCUGAAGAUAAACAUGAAGAAGUACUGCAAGAAAGAUUACGCCGUGCAGGUCCACAUCCUGAAGGCCGACAAGGCGGGCGAGUGGUGGAAGUUCACCGUCAACAUCAUCUCGGUCUACAAGCAAGGGGAGAGCCGCAUCCGGCGUGGGGACCAGCUGCUGUGGGUGCGGGCCAAGGACGUGGCCUGCAAGUGCCCCAAGAUCAAGCCCGGCAAGAAGUACCUGCUGCUGGGCAACGAUGAGGACUCGCCGGGCCAGAGCGGUGUGGUGGCAGACAAGGGCAGCCUGGUCAUCCAGUGGAGAGACAUGUGGGCCCGCAGGCUGCGGAAGUUCCAGCAGAGGGAGAAGAAGGGCAAGUGCAAGAAGCCCUAAGAGGCGGAGCGGUGGAGGAGAGGAGAGGAGAGGAGGAGAGGAGUGGAGAGACGAGUCCUAUAGGCGGUGGAGGAGUGGAGGAGGAGGAGGACAGAGGAAUGGACUUGGAGAGGAGGAGAUGAGAGGAGAAGGAACGAUGAGAAAGACAAGAUGUUGGUGGAGGGGUGGUGGAGAAGAGGGGGAGCAUUAACAACGAGAGACAAGAAACCCUUGGCGGAGGAGUGGAGGAGAGAGGAGAGGUGAGGAAAGGGGGUGGAGGAGCAGAAACGACGAGGGAGGACUACUCAUAGCCGGACAGAUGGACUUAAAAAUGAGGAGGAGGAGGAGAAGAUGGGAGAGAUAAAAGGACAGAGGUGGGAGAAAGAUAGAGUGAAUGAUUGAGGGACUGACUGACUGACUUGCUGCUUUGAGUGGAGGCAUGAAGAGAUUAUUAGGAAUGAUGAUAUGUGAAAUAGGAACUUUUAUUGUGAAGGAGCUCACCUUGCAUUUUUUUCUUUCUUUGUCAUUUUUUUUGUUUUAUCAUUUUUUUCUUCAAGGUUGCUUUCUUUCAUGUAGAUGUUUUUUUUUGCUGAGUUUGCACCAGUACACCCAUUUCAGACAGUGGUUCUUCUUAGCUUCGUCGUAUCUUGAAUCCAUGGUCAUAAGCCACUCUAUCGAACUGCAAAUAAGAAAAGCCUGUAGAUACAUAGGUAAAGGAGCGGGUUGUGUAAUACAACCUGUCUAGAGAGAAUUUAUUUUUGUUCUAAGCAAGUAAUUAUCACUCAAAAUGUUCCUUCAGACUCAAUAUUCAUCUAGCCUGGUUCUCACUCAGACCCUUUUGCAUUUUCGUUCAACUGCGUCAGCAUCUGCGUGAGGACCAGGUUAAUAUUCAUCGUGAUUAUGAAGCAAUAUACAUACUAUAAUAUUUAUUCAUAGCAAAUCGGUCUCACCGACACCAAGACUACAUUAUGUUAUGUGAGAAAAUACUAUGUGUAACUAUUAAUCCAAUGAAACACACUUCAAUGCCAGCACAAAGGUGUGCUUAAAAUAAAUAACUUCAAAUACUUUGUGCUUUAAAGCCUUCUAUCAAAAGACAAUUUUCUAAUAUGGCAACAUAUUGGACAAUACAUUUUUUUAAAAAUAUCUUGAAUCUUGAAAUAAUACAAUUUUGUUCCCUCGAUUAUGCUAAGCUGCAGCUUCCACCUCCACAGGGUCUCUUAUGACAAAGGCCAUAGAGAGUUGAGAAGUUCACGGCCAUUUAGAAGAAUAACAUUAGCCUUUAUUAGACAUAAACAUAGGACGGUCAUAUAUACGUAUAUAGUAUACACAGUUUUGUUUGUUUUGUCUGGUGAGACAGCCAGUGCGGUUGUUUAGGUAAGAUGAGGGCAAGAAGGUUCAUCUGAAACAUGUAGCUCAAUCCUCAUUGUUCAAUUCCUUAUAUUAUAUAGAGUAUAGCUGCAUGUACAUUGUUGUCCAAUUCUAGAGAUGUUCAUCAUUCUUUUUGAUUUUAUUCUGGUGCUGCUCUUUUUGAUCACUAAUUUCGACAGUGUUCUGGAUUAUUAUAAUUUUCAUCGAUACAGAAAAAAACAAGGACUGACAAGGAAACUUUUUCACUGCUUUGGACACUUGCGAUGACUCUUGGAGAACACCCAAGAUAAAAGACCAUUGUUUCAUUUUGUUUUUUCUUUCCUUUUCAUGAUGAGAUAUUUAUAUUGCUGUGCAUUUGUUUCUGAUGGUUGCAACCAUUUUAAGGUUGAAUGAAAAAAAAAACAAUGAAAUGAAAAAAAGACAACCUGUGGACAGUGUCCGAGAAUUAUCAACCCACUUUAUUGUUUAACAUAUUUUUUCUAUCUCUCUUAUGUCCCUCCUGGAGAUGGAGUUGUGUUGUUCAUACAGUAGCUCAAAAAACUCAUCGGUGCAUCAACAGUGAUUCACUGCUGAGUCCAAGCAGCCCAAUCCCUUACAGAACUGAAGUCAGUUCUUAUCCCAUUUCAUGGAGUUGGCUUUGUGAUAUACUGUAUUCAAGGUGUGUAUAUUGUGUAACCACACAGAGUAUUUUUUCUGUAGCAUGGAGGGCCCUAAAUUAACUCUUUUCAUCACCAGCCAAAAUGGCUAGAAGCUGUCCAUCUUACAAGCCAAACACACACUCACUAAUGGGUCAAAGUGGCUAGUAAGCCUUCUCUUCUACCAGCUAAACUGAAAUUUCACCAGCAUUUGGCCGGUUAGCGGGUGUUAAUUCAGAGGCCUGGGUGACCUAUGCUGUAAAGAUCCCAUAGACAAGAGGUUUUCAAAGACAGAUUCAGCGGGCAUCAAAUGUACAGGAUACAUCAAAGAUACAACUAAUUCUGAUGACAUACAUGUACCAUUUGUUUUUUUUAUUGGUGGUGCCCGAAUUCUUGGGUGGCGGAAUAGACUAGGAAAAAGUUUGGCCAGACUGACUUGAUGGUGGGAGGGAGGAGGGAAACGAAACAAGCAGAUUUUAUGUAGUGAUUUGGCGGUUUUCUGCUCUUUCUACCAUGGCAUAAACAUUUGAAACAAAUUAGAAUUAUUUCAGACUGUAAAUCGAGAGAAAAAAACCACAGUGCACAUAUUUAUUUGAGCUGCCACUGUGAAGAACGUUUUUAAAAGCUGUUUGAGUUCUACUAAGCUUGCUUGAUCCAUUUAUAUAUAUUUAUAUAUUUUUUGUCUGUUUUGCCAAUAAAAUACAAGACAAUUUGUUCAAUAUAAAAGACAGUAUAAGCUUUUCUGAGAGCGUACAAACUUUUUGCCUUUUUUUUGCCUUUUUUUAAGUCCAUACGUAAAUUGUAUAGAUAGUUUUUUUGCAAUGUGGUCUCUGGCACAAGAAAAGCAAUAAUUGAUUAACAACCGACUGCUCCUGGGCAUUAUUUUGCUACCAUGAUUUUCCUAAUGUACACAUUUUUUACCUCUAGAUUGGGAAGACUAAUCUUACAUGCUUUUGUCUUGAUAUGAAACCUUAAUAUAGAGAUCAUACACCAAGCCACUCAUUUCACCAUACUGCGUGGGGAGAAGUAUGGGGGAGAAUUCAUAACGCCCUUACGUAUCCAUUUCAAAUUCUACAAUAUCCCCUAUUUGAAAAAACAGAAUACAGCAUGAGAGAUGCCAAGGUCAAGCUUGGUUGUAUUAAAAGACGAAACUUAUUUGGCUGAAGAUACAUCAAGAUGUUGUAUGGUGGUGGGCAGGCGUGGUCAAAAGGAAUUUGAAUAGGAAGUUUUCACUUGUACAGAUCCUUCAUAUUAUAUAUUAUCUACAGACACACACACACACACAUUCACAUAUACUAUGUGCUGAUUGACAAAAAUGAAACACAGAGCGUUAUACAAUGUAUUAUUUACACAUACACUGACAAUGUUACUGUCCUACACUUUAUAUUCAUCCACUACACUACAAUAUCAUAUCACCUGUAAAUGUACUCAUAUUUGCCACUAGAUAUGUAAUCAAGUCACAAACUCAUUUUUUUGUACCAGUAAUACCACGAUGUAAAUUUUUAGAUCAGUCUUUCUUUCGAGGAAUGAGAAAUAUUGAGACAAUAUUAUUUCCUGGUUCUCCGUGUGACCAGCCGUUUGCUUUUGUGUUUCAAACUGACAUGUACAUUUUUUAGCUGUGGCCAAUGCAAGAAAAAGAAAAAAAAAUUGCAAUGUUGUUUGAUGUGUACUAAUAAUAUAUUUACGGUUCUUCUUAUGUAUGGAAAUAUUUAAUGACACGAGACAGUGUGGAUUUUUUUUUUGUUAUUUGCUGCCUUUUUUAUUACCUUUUAUGGUUUGUUUAGACGGUUGUAAUUCAAAACCAGAUUUGG